CACCCCUACUCCUGAAAUUUAUUGCCGUUAUUGCGCAAUUGACUUGACUGACGUUUUCACAUGAAAAUUGUCUAAAAUGUUUUAUUUAUAAUCAAAGUAGAAACAAAUGUUCUAAUUAAUGGAGGAAUUUUUAGUGACGAUUAGGCCGCUGCAAAAAUGGAAGGUAGUGAAGGAACCAGUCAGACAGAAUUAUAUACAGGCUGGUCAUCUGUAGUUCAUCAACCAUGUGAAGAUAUAGAAGAGAGUGAACUUCCUAGUACUGUUGACAUUACUGCAUUUAGCACGAAUCUUAAUGUAGAACCUUCGAAUUCUUCCAGUCAAGCUUUGAAUUCAGACAGUGAUAGUGAAUCUGAUGCUGAAUCCAGUAACUCGGGCAGUGAAGCAUCCCAUUCUGGAAGCCAGUCAGAUUCUUCAGAAUCAGAUAGUUCAUCCUCUAGUCCAGAUUCUACAUCUCGAAGUUCUUCUCCAGCUGAAUUUUCAGUGACCAGUUCCCAAACAGACGGUUUACGUUUGACGAUUGCAACAGUUAGAAAACCUGAAAGUAGUCCUUGUGAAGAUAAGUUAUCAGAAAAAGGAUCUGUAAGAAUUGACUCCUGUUCAGAGGUGUCAUCCGAAUCUGAAAGUGAAUCUCAGAGUACUAAUGGUGAAAAGCAAGGAAGAAAUAAGACUAAAUUAGGUGACAAGAAUAAAGAUUCUACUAACAAAGGAAAUGUUUCCUUGGUAUCCCUCAGUAAAGUUGAUAAAAAAUCUGACUUGAGAACGGUGAAAAAAGAUCAAUCCCCUUGCAAGGUGACAUCCAAAGGAAAAGUUAAAUCCAAAGUUUGUAAAAAAAUGACUUCUAUGGGUCGUGAUUAUUCUGGAUGCAGUUCUGAUGGAGAAUCCAAACAGGGCGAUGACAGUGCAGCUAUGUUAGCAUCUUGCAGCCUGCAGGAAAUCCGACAAGAAGAUCUGGCUGCCAUUUUGCCUGAUCAACAAGAUUGUGAUGCUUUUGGUAGUUUUGAAAAAGGUGGCAGUAGUAAAAAUGGUAUUAAAAGAUCACCUGAGGGAGAUAUGUCAGAUUCAGACAUGGAACUUCCCCAUCAAGCUGUUAAUGCUCUUAUUCAAAGAACAACAGAGAGUUCCAGUGAAUCGGAGAACGAACUACCGAACCCUCCCGCAUUAUAUGCCAACAGCCUCCUCCAGCAGUUUGAGGUUCAAACACAAAUGCUAAGUACUCAAGUGGCUACUUGCAAUGGUAAAAAAACACCUGUACAGUGCAAAAACGAAACAAAUCACAAGAGUGAUGAACAUCCUAUAGCUCCUGAAAAAAUAAAAAAACGGAGGGGUAGACCAAAAAAGACUUCUGAUUCUAAAUUUAAUACUUUGAAAACAGCAAAAAAUCAUAACAACAGCUACUCUCUGAAUCCAAAUGUAUCUCCAGACAGUGGCAUUCAAAACAGUCCCGAUCAUAUAUCUAGUCCGGAACCAACACUUCUCAGAAAUUCUGUUUAUAAGGAAGAAGCGAAAGACAAGUCUAUAACUGAGAAAAAAAAGAUACCUCCGACAGAAAAAAAGAUUAAUACCAAACUAUCUGUCACAACUGAUAGAUUGGACAGGCACUUUUAUGGACAUUCUGAGAGGACACUUUACCCACCUAAACGAAAGGUGGGAAGACCAUCUGCAACAUCAACAUGUAAAAAGGAAGUUGGUAGUAAAACUACAAGACAAUCAAGUAACAGUUUAGAGAAAAUAGAGAGUAAAGUAUCCAAUAAGGGGGAGAAAAUCCUUAGAGACAAAAAGAGCAGAACGCAAAAUGAGAAAAACACAAAGUCUACUGAUGCAAAGCAACAUAACUUGUGUAAUGAGGGAACGACCAAAAAAUCAAAAUCCAGCAUUUUAUUCGAAAUUUGUGAGCGGGUCAGCAAGAGAUUAGAAGGAGGAGCAAAGAUUGGAAGUAAGCCCCCUUCAUCAUCUAAAACGAAUAGUAAGGUACAGUCAAAUCUUCAGUCUAACAGAGUUCACAAACCUCUUACAUCUGGUCAGAACAAAUCUGAAGCCAGGCAAAAAGUAAUAGCCUUGAAGAACGCCAAAGUAAUGCACAGCAAGCAUCGUCACAAGAUCCAUAAAAAACGCAAGUUCAGAAUCUUGAAACCUUUGGCUUUUGUAACUCAGGAUCCUAAGAUUAAUAUGGAAAUAGACAAGUUAGUGAUUGAUUUCACUAAGCUGUACAUAUCCAACAAUGUCAGAGCGUCCAAGGAGAACAUCCCGGAAUUGCUAAAGACGAUCAAGAGGGUGUCGAAAAAAAGGAAAACCAACGAGUACGAAAGAAAGAAGAAGAAGCAAAACGUGAACGCGACCGUUAACAAGAUCGAAAAUUCCAACGAACAGAGGCUGCCUCUGAAAAAGAGGCAUUACCACAUAUCAGCCACGGAAAGUAAUAAAACAGAAGAGGAAAAAAAAGAAGCAAAAAACGAGGAGGAAGAUCAAACUGUAAAAGGUACCGGGCAGACGAUGCACAUCAUCAACAAUAACAAUCUCAACGAUUGCCACUCGAAGGAUGUCCACAUCGAAGAGGCCAUCGAGGCUUGCAUCAAUCGAUUCUCGGAGGUCACACCACCCGAAUCGACUGUCAAAUCGGCAGAAAAAGUUUCAACGACUGUGAGCGCCUCUAUAACCGCGACAACGCCCAAGAAGAGGCAUAGAUUGGCUGUAAUGGAAACGCAAAGCGAACAGGCCAAAUCUGAUCUGUUCGAGUGCCACAAACGUCCCAAGACUUCCAUAGAGAGCGUGGUGACAGAGCUUAAGCUGAAGAAGAGCCUGUCUCCCCGAGGAGAAGAGAAGAGACCCGAAAGCGUGGCGCAAAUGAUAACGCGCAAGAAGAACAGACUCGAAGAUCUCACCUCCAAUCUGGUGCUGAAGAUCAACCCUGCCUUGGAGUCAGAGAAGAAAAAAUCGGAGAACAGCAAGAACUGUCAGGUCAAGUAUCCCCCUUGCAAGAAGGCCAAGCCCACAGAACUGGAACAGUUGAACAAAAUCACUUCGGCCCAGCCGACUGGGAUUUUUAUGCCGACAGUGGAGAUGGAAUUCGCCUCGGUCUCAGAUCUUUCAGAGAAGGAGAGAAAGGUUGAAGGGGAAAAGUUGGAAAGUCAAGGAGGUCGCGUAGAGCCUUUCGAGACUACCGCGUUGGGAGCCGCGAAUCAGACGGCUGAGAAAGCUGCUCCGGAUACCGUCAAAAAGAAGGUGCGCAAAAGAAGAGCACCCAAUAGGACGGGAUUUCCGACGGUUAAGAAAAAGAAGAAGAAAACGAUUCCGGUGGAAGAGAGCGGGACUUGUGCGAAGAAUGGGCAGGUCUGCGACAGGGUUCCAGUUGAUGGGGAGGAAUAUAUGAGCUUCCUCAGUCGAACGGAAAACGGAGAUAAUUCUGUAGUUCUUAAAUCGUCCAUACAAGAGGACGUUUCGUCCAAGGCGAAAUCUUCAGAACAGGAAAGAUGGGACGCCAUGAGCGAGUGCGACAGUUUGCCGCAGGAUGAGCGAACGGAGCUCGAUCUGGACGAGUUUCAACUGGGACCGGACUACGCGAUGAGGGAGGACUCGCCCACCACGUCCGUGGACACCAGAGACAGUGACAAGACGGGAACGGAGUUGGACCUGGAGGAUCUGCCUUUGGGAAGACGGCUGGACGGCAGACAGAAAAGGAAUAUGGCGGACAGGGCGUGUCGCAAGAGGAGGUUGCAGGAUCGGGGGUCGGCCAACAGCAACGCGGAAGGAAAGGACGUCAGAGCGUCGUCGUUGAGCGACGAAAGAAAAUCAAAGAAGGUGCCGAGGUGGAAGAAACGCUACCUUGUUGCCGGGUUGUUUUCAGAUUAUUACAAGGAGGACGACGAGGCCACCAGAUUGAGGAGGAAAGAGAACGCGUGCAAGUACGCAAAGGCCCCCUACGUCCCCUCCGAGCAUCCGUACGGACUGUUGCCGCCCCCAUACCACUGCGGCAAAUACCUGCGAUGCCGGAACGUGCCCUUCCAGCUCCCGCACGACCUCUGGUGGCAGCACACGCACUCCCAGCUACCCGGUCGUGACGUGGUCCCAUCCUGGAACUACAGAAAGGUCAGGACGAACGUGUACAACGUGAAGACGACUACAGGAACGGCCUGCGAGCCUCAGACCUGCAACUGCACGCCGACGCAGAAGUGCGGCGACGAUUGCAUCAACCGUCUGGUGCUGUCCGAAUGUCCGGCCAACGUCCACAGAUGUCAAAACCAGAAGAUUCAGAGGCACGAAUGGUCGCCAGGUCUGGAAAAGUUCAUGACCGACGAUAAGGGCUGGGGAAUACGCACGAAGCUGCCGAUCAGAUCGAACGAGUUCAUCCUGGAAUACGUGGGCGAGGUGGUGUCCGACCAGGAGUUCAAGGAGCGUAUGGGCACGAUCUACGCGCAGGACACGCACCACUACUGUCUGCACCUGGACACCGGCAUGGUGAUCGACGGUCACCGGAUGGGUGGCGACGGCCGGUUCGUGAACCACUCGUGCGAGCCGAACUGCGAGAUGCAGAAGUGGUCCGUCAACGGCCAAUUCAGGAUGGCGCUGUUCGCACUGCGCGACAUCCGCGCCGGCGAAGAACUGACCUACGACUACAACUUCUCGCUCUUCGACCCGGCCGAGGGCCAGGAGUGCAAGUGCGGCAGCGAGGUGUGUCGAGGGGUGAUCGGGGGCAAGUCCCAGAGGGUGCGCAGGCUGCCGCCGGUGACGGCGACCAAGCAGGUGGGCGGCGGUCGUGUGGGACGGCCGAGGAAGCUGACGGCGGCCAAGAAGGCGCCGGAGUCGAAGGAGGCGACGUCCGGUCAACAGCCUGAAACGCUGGCGAAGGAGGCGCCGAUGCAGGUCAAGCCCAUCAGUCACCAGCAGAAAUGUUACAUAUUGGAGCACCACUGCUUCCUGUUGAGGAACAUCAACAAGGUCAGGAAAGUAAAAGACCGCGCCGUGGGUAUUUCGUUCUUGAACCGCCCAUCGACGGCGCCCACAGUGGAUCAUGGAACCGCCUUUUUAAACCAUCUAAACGCCCUGCAGAAGCCCAGAAACAUGAAGACCAGAAGGAUCGCCCAGGCCGAAGACAACCCCGACUUCAACCGAUCCGUCAAGGUUGCGUCCGUCCUCAAGGACAUCUACAACACCGUCGUCAACUUCAAAGACGAGAACGGCAGCGCUACACCCCUUGCAGCUCCUUUUAUGAAUCUGCCUUCGAAACGCAAAGCCCCUGAGCUGUAUCAGUUGAUAAGCGACCCCAUAGAUUUCGUAAGUGUCGAGCAGAACAUCGCCAAAGGCGCCUACCGUUCCACCGAUUCCUUCGACAACGACAUGAACAGGGUGCUGUUGACUUUCACAAAAUUUUUCGGCUGCUCCAGUGAGCAAGGCAUAGCCGCCAUCCGACUAAAGAAGAUCUACCAGGAAACCAAACGAGGGAGUCUCUCCAAGUUCCAGGAUUUGUUGGGAACAAAACCACCAGCCAAUUUUGUAUCCAAAAAGGAUAAAAGUGAAGAGGAGGAUAUAAUUCGAUGCAUCUGUGGAAUGUACCAUGACGAGGGUCUGAUGAUCCAGUGCGAGCGUUGCUUAGUAUGGCAACACUGUGAGUGUGUGCGUGCUGAUCCUGCAGCUCCCAGUUAUCAUUGUGAGAUUUGCGUUGCUAGAGAAGUCGAUUACGAAAUAGCUAUGGAUGAAUUCACAGAGCACGGACACAGAUAUUACAUGACAUUGAUGAGAGGUGAUUUACAAUUAAGACAGGGCGAUACGGUUUACGUAUUGAGAGAUAUAUCCAUACCGGGCACCAAUGAAAAACAUAACUAUAAAACCAUCGGAAAAAUGGAAUAUAAUGAUUUGGAUAUCUUCCGGAUCGAGAGACUUUGGAAGGAUUCCAGUACAGGACAGAGAUAUGCCUACGGUCACCAUUAUCUCAGACCUCACGAAACUUACCAUGAGCCUACCAGGAAAUUCUUCCAGAAUGAAGUAAUGCGUGUACCGCUCUAUGAGGCUGUUCCUGUUGAACUAAUCAUAUCUCAGUGUUGGGUUCUGGACUUGAACACCUUUUGUAAAGGUCGACCAAUAGGAGCAGAUGAAAAACACAUCUACAUAUGCGAGUACAGAGUGGACAAAUCAGCCCGGCUUUUUCACAAGGUGUCCAAAGCCAAAUAUCCUAUAUGUACAAAAAGCUACGUUUUUGAGAAAUUCCCAGAGAGAUUGAAAAUAAGCAGGACAUACACACCACACGAGUUGGGUGAUUCUUCCGCUAUAAAAUCAAAGUCUAGAAAAACUCAAGACGAGAAGCCAGCAAGUGUGGCAGAAUUAAGACCUGCUUUAGCUCCUAGAGUGAGGGAUUUGAAUGAGCAGAAGACUAGACUGAACGAUAUUUUGUUGAAAUUGUUGAAUAAAUUACCUGUUAAGCAGGCGCUUGACGUUUCCUACUUGUUGGAAGGAGGAAGGAGGAGGAAAAACAAAAGUUUAAAGAUAAACCAGUGAAUCUAAGUGAUAUUUUGUACAUUUUUCCGAUGAUUGUUCCAUUUUUCAAUCGGAACAAGUUGAAUUUCUGAGAACUAGUCAUAGCUUGUUACAAGUAUUUAUUAUAAACUUUCUUACUUUUAAUUUAUUUGUUGACAUGUUCCCAUUGUCGUAUUGAGAUCUUUAUUAAUGUGGAGGAAUUCAUGUUAUUGUUCUGUUAAUUUAUAGAGGCUUUUGCCCCAUUUUGUUAGCCUCUAAGAAUAUUAAAUUCUUGAAUUUUUAAUUAUUGCAAGUAAAUUUGUUUUAAGCAUAAUUCAAGUUAAUAGGCACUAUGCACUUUUUCAUAAUUUUAAGAUUCUUCUUGUUUUCAUGUACUAACUGAUAUUUAUUUUCUCAAUGCUGCUGUAAAUAUUUAUAAACCACGAUUUUGUGGAUCAUUAAUUUUUCAAUUGUUGAGCUAUUGUAUUGUAUCAAUUGUUGCGCAAAUAUUUUAUUGAUUGUACACUCAUAUUUCGAAUAAAUAUUUAUUUUGUUUUUUUUUAACACUAAUUUGCUUAUUAUUGUAGCAUCACAUUUUAAUUCUGAGUAAUUUUUUACAGUUUAUGAUGACUCAUAAGGACACAGUUUGUAACAAUAAAUAAAUGUAUAUUUUUUGA
Molecule: messenger RNA, 7121 nt
Organism: Harmonia axyridis
Lineage: Eukaryota; Metazoa; Arthropoda; Insecta; Coleoptera; Coccinellidae
Gene: ash1
Product: histone-lysine N-methyltransferase ash1
Exons: 14
Coding region: 157-6486 (2109 amino acids)
Cellular component (GO): nucleus
Molecular function (GO): protein binding; histone methyltransferase activity; chromatin binding
Source: RefSeq, a predicted model, not a curated record